Penicillium alfredii is the source of this 1317-nucleotide messenger RNA. RefSeq lists its product as uncharacterized. NCBI's taxonomy places the organism in Eukaryota, Fungi, Ascomycota, Eurotiomycetes, Eurotiales, Aspergillaceae. The transcript has 3 exons. The record is from RefSeq and is a predicted model, not a curated record. Bases 1 to 1317 code for a protein of 438 amino acids.
AUGUUCUUGACUCCAUUGUUCCUGGCUGCUGGCAGCCUCCCCGCCUUGAUCUCGGGAGCUCCAGUGUCUAAUUCCCAGGGGAACAACUUGCUCGCCCGGGCCUAUCAGGUCUUCGCAGGCACAGGAUCAGCGGCAGACGGAUGGGCAACCCUCAAGCAAUGGAAGAGCUUUGAUUUGCUGUGGAUUGCCAACUCGCAAAACAUUGGCAAGUGUGAUGCCAGCUGGGGCGUCGAAGACAACACCCCGGAGGAGACAAGCGACAUGAAGGAGGCCAUCGAAGAAGUCACCAAAGACAGCCCCUUUAAAGGCUAUCCCGAAUUCAUUUUCGCCAUUAUGAUGCAGGAGACCAAAGGCUGCGUGAGAGUCAAGACAACGGUCGCCCCUGAUGGAAGCGUGUCCAACCCAGGCUUGAUGCAGAGCCAUAAUGGCAAGUUCAACUGCUAUGAGAACGGAAAGGGCGUCAAGCCCUGUAAGAAGGAGAGGAUCGUGGGUAUGAUCAGGGAUGGCGUGACCGGGUCAGGCGGCCUCAGUGAUGCCCUGCAGGAGAAUGGUGGCAAGAUUGAUGCCGAGACUCUCUACAAGGUUGCCCGUACAUACAACUCUGGCAGCGUGGCUCCAUCGAAGAAUUUGGGUGAUGGCCAGGGGGCCACAGCCUGCUAUGCCACGGAUAUCGCCAACCGCCUCACCGACAAAUGGAGCAACGGUCCUAGCGGCUGUGACCCCAACACGAUCGGUACGAUGAACAAGUCUGAGGGUGGUGGCGCGAGUGGUGGUGACGCGGGUGACGCGGGUGACGAUGCCAGCUCAUCCAGCAGCGACACCGGUGCAGCACCGACCGGUGCGCCGACUGCGUCCAACUCCGCCCCGGCCUGGGGCGCGAACACCCAAAGCACGCUUGCGGCAGCUGCCACCACAGCUCCCGCUGUCAACACUCCUCCGGCCGGCAACACCAACGUGGGCGCGCCCUCGCCAACAGUCAACGCGGGUUCCUUCCAGCAGACCUCAGCCGCUGUCAACAACGCCGCGGCUACUAACACUCCUGCCCCAAGCAACCCUGUGGUCAGCUCGGUGGCCCCGGCCAACACGGUCAGCUCGGCCCCUCCGACGCAGGCCAGCGGAACUACAGAAGGAUCCCAGAUCUACCCAUCGUCGCUGCCGGGCUGCCAGCAGCGUUACCCUGUGGUGGACAAUGACUACUGUUACAAGGUGCAGCAGCAAUUCGGCAUGACCCUGGACGAUCUGCGUCGCUUGAACCCGGGCCUGGACGAGAGGUGCUCGAACCUGUGGAAGGGAUACCAGUAUUGUGUGCGGGGAUAG